CUUACAACCACAACGGUCCACUGCAAAAUGGGAAUGCGCGGGUACAGAGUGUAUCGCUACAAACGCCGCUAUUUCGUCACAUACAACCACUACGACAGCGACCCGACCGUCUUUGGCGUGCGAGUUAAGAACGAGGUACCAUCCGACGCAGCAGACUAUCAGCUCUGGCUAGCAACGCUUCGCCAAAAGCUCGAGAAAGAAUUGGAGGCUCAUGCUGUUGACAAGAACGCGUCUGACUUUGGAAUCUCCCACCGGCCACCCGUGAAUGAUAUACUCAUCGAGUGGAUUUAUGAGCUGGAUCUGGACAACGAACUGUUUCUCGUGGAUAACUGUCCGAUUUUUUCGUUGAAGAACAUCCCCGCUAACGACAAAGUGUUUUGUGCCUGCAUCGGAUUCGACAGCUAUGGUCACCGGAGCUAUUCGCCAUGGACGCCCGUCAAAUAUCGCGGCAGCUGGGUCGUUGAUCCACCGCUUGUUGAUCAGGCAGCCAUUGUGGCUUACGCUGCUCUUGAGCCAGAGAUAGUUGGAAUCAACGCCAUUCUCGACCUUCCGCCGGGUAGGGAGCCUCUGCAGUGGGAGUUGACACGUGUCGCAUUCUAUGAAAUCGUUGUGGGCGGACGAAUGCGCGCUGACUCAUUUGCACCGUCUAUUCACGUGCUGCAAACCGUGAGCGAUCGCAGGGACAUUCCCUUGUACAUCUCCUCAUGGGGAGCUGCGGUUUUGCGGCUGGGAAUACGGCGUCUCGACCUGAAUAGCAUAGAGAACGGUGAACCUGGCUCCAACCGUGACAUCGAUUCCGCGCCUGUCUCGGCACAACAGCUGCUCUGGAUUGUCCCAAAUACUGUUUGCGUGCGAUUCUGCACACACCUUAACGACGAGCGGGUUUGGAAGAAGGAGGCACGUGAAAUGGCGCACGAAAUGGAGCAAGUCAAGUCCGAAACUGUAUUCGGGAUCCUGUUUUCGCUUUUCCACUGCGCAAUCAUGAAGCGAGUGGACGGAAAUUUACAAGUCACCCGAGCGAUGCAAUUCUUGCCAUCAUUGCACGCAGACAACCCUUCGACUCCGGGUAUCGCGGCAGUUGCACGGCUUGGGCUGUGUAAAGCACUCCAUAAACCUAGCGUAAGUUGCGUAACCCGGAAUAGUCUACCGGGUCAUUUUCUGUCCUCCGUUCCGCCAGAAAUCAUUCAACAUAUAGUUGAAGACCUCUCUCCGACAGACCUGGACCACCUCUCGUGGGCAGCGCCCGCAAUAUUCGAGCCUCACGUGAACACCCUGCUGUGUCGUUAUUCGUAUGUCGGCGAGUAUAGACUUGACCGCGUUCUCCCGGAGUCCGUCCCCUCCAACCUAAGCGAAGACGAAAACCGCCAAGGAUCCCCGUCAGGCCUGCCUGCGGUUCAUUCGCGCUACUUUGCCGCGACCUUUCUCGGGCGGCCCCAGUCCCUGGAGGCUCAAAAUAUGGCGGAUAUCCCCAAGUUACAGGUUAUGAUCAACUCUGACAUGGUCUACCUCGACUAUGAGGACAAAUCGGUGGGAAAUUUCCAGUAUUGGCGCGAUGACUACUGGGAUCGGAGCCGCGACGACUAUCGACUACUAAUGGGGGUCGCACUGAGCUCCCCCCAUUUCGGACAGACCUAG
Mycena indigotica is the source of this 1635-nucleotide messenger RNA. RefSeq names its product polymerase II transcription elongation factor. The transcript has 3 exons. NCBI's taxonomy places the organism in Eukaryota, Fungi, Basidiomycota, Agaricomycetes, Agaricales, Mycenaceae. The record is from RefSeq and is a predicted model, not a curated record. The coding region runs from base 28 to 1635 and encodes 535 amino acids.